AUGUGGCCCCCAGCCCCCCUCUCUCCCUCCUCAGGGCUGGUGCUGUUGCUGGUUUUCUGCCCCCUAUUGGUGGUAGUGCAAGCCAGCAGCAGUAAGGCAGAGAGCGGACACAACACACACCUGGGAGACACAGACCCAGACCGCUGUAUGAGGCAUCACUUCGUAGAGACCAUCACACACCCCAUCUACAAAUGUAACUCCAAGAUGGUGUUGCUGGCUCGGUGCGAGGGCCACUGCAGCCACACGUCCCGCUCCGACCCUCUCAUCUCCUUCAGUUCGGUGUUGAAGCAGCCCUUUAAGAGCACCUGUUUCUGCUGCAGGCCCCACACCUCCAAGCUGAAGGCUGUGAGGCUCCGCUGCGCCGGAGGAACGCGCAUCACCGCCACCUACCGCUACAUACUUGCCUGCAACUGUGAGGAGUGCAGCUGAGCAGAGAAAAUAACCUUUUAGAACCUUUGAGAGUUUCUACCCCUGUGAGUCUGCAGCUGUGAGGAGUGGAAUCCUAGAACUCGAGAAUUUGAAGAACCCGCACCUUUGUAGAACCUGUAUGAUGAUUCAAGUGCCCUAACUUCUCCGCUGGCCUUCAUCUGCAAGUAGUGGAACCCUUGGUACCCUAUAGAACUCUAAAGCCAAAGAGUCUAGGCCCAACCCAUGGACACAUCUAGAACCAUCAUGCCUGUUGGCGAUAAUGACUCCAGCGCCCUGGGCUUUUAGAACCGGCAU
Messenger RNA from Coregonus clupeaformis (lake whitefish), 723 nucleotides. RefSeq names its product norrin cystine knot growth factor NDP. The transcript has 2 exons. NCBI's taxonomy places the organism in Eukaryota, Metazoa, Chordata, Actinopteri, Salmoniformes, Salmonidae. Bases 1 to 429 code for a protein of 142 amino acids. The record is from RefSeq and is a predicted model, not a curated record. Gene Ontology annotation, biological process: Wnt signaling pathway.